AUGGUUAUGAGCAUGAUGCUAGCUAGUGCUGCGAGGGAGAUCUACCGCGCUAAACUUUACGAUGCGGAGACUACUCCCCUUGAUUCUUUGUCAAGCAUUGAUCAAUCAGAUCUGGAUGGCAGAGUCCAUUACGGUCGAGCUUUGUCGAGUCUCAGGGAGGCUCUCAAGCAGGAAGUAAAAUCUCCUCAACAAAUUGAGGCCAUAUUCAUUACGCUUUGGCUGAUGAUAGACUACGAAAACCGCUUUGGUAGUGGUGCAUCUGCCAUCAAUAUACAUAUCCGGGGAAUUGAGACACUUCUCCACAACCACAUUGUCCCUUUACUCCAGUGCCACGCACGCCCGCCUGCCAUCCUGGACAGUCCGGUCCCCUUGCAGCAAUCGGAGACCCAGCCAGACGCCACGACACUCGGUGAAUAUGCGGGUGAUGCAGACUCUGCUCCCAUUGCUCCGACCGCGGCCCCAACCCACGGAUUGGGCAGCACAUGUGUGCCUCUCUACCUUCUUUGGACUUUGUAUUUCUUUACACCUGCAGCCCUUUUCUUUGGAUCAGGCACAGCUCGGCUGGACACCGACAUCUUUCGAUUUUUCUUAAAAUCCGAGACCGGGAAUACUGCUCUUAGCUUACCGGAGCUCUACAGGCUGAGUAGACAGUCUCCUGCGCGGUUUUGGGGCGACAGAUACCCCAUCUCGUCCCAACUUGACGAUUCAGAGAAUCUUCCGGGACUGACACUUUAUCACCGUAGCCAUGUGGUUCAGUUCAAAAUUACUGAAUUGUUCAGACAUAGUGCAGGACCAGAAACAAUUUUUGGAGAAGGUUCUCCAUAUCAAAAAAUUGUUAAGGAGAUAAACACGCUUUCUAUCGAAUAUGACACUAUCCUGACUUUAGCCAAAAGAUCCCCCUCUUGCGAUGUCGCUGGCGAUCGCCGCGUGAUGGAAACCAUAUUUUGGUCUGCCAUAACAUUCUAUGGCACAAUAGUCUAUUUCCACCUCUGCUUCGAGGAUAUCCUCAAAGAUCAACCGGAUCUACAAAACAGCGAACGAGAUAUACUCCCAUUAAACACGACCGUAUCCCAAGUCCUUGAAUUAAGUCUGAAAAUGCACCGAAGCCGACCAAGACUCCUAGUCCGAAUAACAUGGCCUUUGUUCAUUGCGGGUAUUGCAACAUCGGACCGUAUAUACCAGGAUUGGGUGUCAAUUCGGCUACGCGAGCUUGGGAGAUACGGUCAGAAUUAUGAACGAAUCAGUCGCCGUUUUGAUGAGAUUAGCCAAGGAGGCCAAUCUUAUUUUCACGAGCGAAGAGGACAUUACUAUAUAGGGACUUAA
This is a messenger RNA of Penicillium salamii, 1323 nucleotides long. The record is from the annotation of a GenBank genome assembly. NCBI's taxonomy places the organism in Eukaryota, Fungi, Ascomycota, Eurotiomycetes, Eurotiales, Aspergillaceae.